Messenger RNA from Nerophis lumbriciformis (worm pipefish), 1224 nucleotides. The record is from RefSeq and is a predicted model, not a curated record. NCBI's taxonomy places the organism in Eukaryota, Metazoa, Chordata, Actinopteri, Syngnathiformes, Syngnathidae.
AUGAAUUUGUCUGGUUCUGAUGGUCUCAAGCAAAUGUGGUGGCAACGAGAUGUCACUGUAGAAGAUCUUCACCAUGAGAAGCACGAUCCCCUCCACGUUAAGCAGGAAGAGGACUCUGAGAUACCGUACAUAAAGCAGGAGGCAGUGCCAGAGACCCCCGACAUGAAAGAAGAAGACCAGGAAGUUGAAAUCCCCAAGUUUCCAAUGGGUGUCGUUGUGAAGAGCGAAGAAGACGAAGGACCAAGCGAAGAGAGCGGAGCAGCGGACCCUUUGAGCGACAGCUCAUUUCAGCACGGAGAGAAGCCUUUCGCUUGCACACUUUGUGGUAAAAGAUUCACUCAAAAGGUUCAUUUAAACAUUCACACAAGAACACAUACUGGAGAGAAGCCUUUUGCCUGCACACUUUGUGGUAAAAGAUUCAUCGAGAAGGGACGUUUAAACAGACAUACCAGAAACCACACUGGAGAGAAGCCUUUUGCCUGCACACUUUGUGGUAAAAGAUUCACUCAGAAGGCAGAUUUAGAAAGGCAUAAGCAUACACACACUGGAGAAAAGCCUUUUAUAUGCUCACAUUGUGGUAAAAGAUUCAUUGAGAAGACUGAUUUAGAAAGGCAUCAGCGUACACACACUGGAGAAAAGCCUUUUGCCUGCACAUCUUGCGGUAAAAGAUUCUUUGAUAAGAGAGGUUUAAACAGACACACAAACAGACACACUGGAGAGAAGCCUUUCGCCUGCACACUUUGUGGUAAAAGAUUCACUCAAAAGGCUCAUUUACAAAGACAUAAGCGGACACACACCGAAGAGAAACCUUUUGCCUGCACACUUUGCGGUAAAAGAUUCACCGAGAAGGGAGUUUUAAACAAACACGAAAGCAAGCACACUGGAGAGAAGCCUAAUGCCUGCACACUUUGUGAUAAAAAGUUCUUCACGAAGGCAAAUUUAAACAUUCACAAAAGAACACACACUGGAGAGAAGCCUUUCGCCUGCACACUUUGCGAUAAAAGAUUCCCUCAGAAGUCGGAUUUAGAAAGGCAUAAGCGUACACACACUGGAGAAAAGCCUUUUAUCUGCUCACCCUGUGGUAAAAGAUUCACUAGUAAGACGGAUUUAGAAAGGCAUAAGCACACACACACUGGAGAAAAGCCUUUUGCAUGCUCACUUUGUGGUAAACGAUUCGCUCAGAAAGGAAAUUCAGUAAAGCACGCAAGAAACCACACUGAGUAA